Danio aesculapii is the source of this 3610-nucleotide messenger RNA. RefSeq names its product polypyrimidine tract binding protein 1b (gene ptbp1b). Gene Ontology annotation, biological process: mRNA processing; regulation of RNA splicing; regulation of cell differentiation. Lineage: Eukaryota; Metazoa; Chordata; Actinopteri; Cypriniformes; Danionidae. The transcript has 16 exons. Bases 93 to 1790 code for a protein of 565 amino acids. Gene Ontology annotation, cellular component: nucleus. Gene Ontology annotation, molecular function: mRNA binding. The record is from RefSeq and is a predicted model, not a curated record.
GCACUCAACGCACUCCGCCAUUUUGUAGCGUUUUAAGAAAACUCAGCCAAGCAACAAAGUUGAGGAUCAGAGCUGUUGUUCCUCUGUGUGCAAUGGACGGCCGCCUAGAGACUGAAUUGUAUCCUAUGGGAUCAAGUUAUGCAGAAUUAGACGUUGUUCAUGAUAUUGCAGUUGGUACAAAGAGAGGAUCUGACGAGUUGUUCUCCUGUGUUACCAGUGGGCCUUAUAUCAUGAGCUCAGCAGCCAACGGCAACGACAGCAAGAAAUUCAAAGGUGACAUUAGAAGUCCUGCCGUCCCGUCCAGAGUUAUACAUGUUCGCAAGCUGCCCAAUGACAUCAACGAAGCAGAGGUCAUUGCCCUUGGUCUCCCAUUUGGGAAAGUGACCAAUCUGCUUAUGCUGAAGGGAAAAAACCAGGCUUUUUUGGAAAUGAAUUCUGAAGAAGCAGCUCAGACGAUGGUUACUUACUACUCCUCUGUAACGCCUGUCAUCAGAAAUCAUCCCAUCUUCAUGCAAUACUCCAACCACAAAGAGCUGAAAACAGACAAUUCACCAAACCAAGUGAGGGCACAGGCAGCAUUGCAGGCGGUGAAUGCUGUCCAGACAGGUAGCUUGACUCUAGGUGGUGUUGACCCAUCUGGUAUGACUGGCCCCAGCCCUGUUCUGAGGGUCAUCGUUGAAAAUCUUUUCUACCCCGUGACCUUGGAUGUCUUGCACCAGAUUUUCUCCAAGUUUGGCACAGUGCUGAAAGUGAUCACGUUUACCAAAAACAAUCAAUUUCAAGCUCUCCUUCAGUUCACCGAUGGUCUGACGGCACAACAUGCCAAGCUGGCUCUAGAUGGCCAGAACAUCUACAAUGGCUGCUGCACCCUGCGAAUCAGCUUUUCCAAACUUACCAGCUUAAAUGUCAAAUACAAUAAUGACAAGAGCCGUGACUACACUCGCCCUGACCUGCCCACAGGGGACAGCCAGCCUACACUUGAACAUCACGCUGUGGCUGCAGCCUUCGCUGCUCCUGGGAUCAUCUCUGCUGCACCAUACGCAAGCGCACAUGCCUUUCCUCCAGCUUUUGCCAUUCAGCAGGCUGCUGGUUUGACAAUACCUGGGGUUCCCGGAGCUCUCGCCUCACUGGCCAUUCCUGGGGCAGCAGCGGCUGCAGCUGCUGCAAGUAGACUGGGCUUUCCAACCCUCCCUGGCACACACUGCGUUAUGCUGGUCAGCAACCUGAACCCUGAGAGAGUUACGCCCCACUGCCUCUUUAUUCUCUUCGGAGUAUAUGGGGAUGUAUUAAGAGUGAAAAUCAUGUUUAACAAAAAGGAGAAUGCUCUCAUACAGAUGUCUGAUGGGACACAGGCUCAGCUUGCAAUGAGUCAUCUAAAUGGACAGAAGUUAUACGGCAGGCCCCUGCGCAUCACACUGUCCAAACAUACGACUGUCCAGAUGCCGCGGGAGGGACAUGAGGACCAGGGUCUCACCAAAGACUACAGUAAUUCUCCUCUCCAUCGCUUCAAAAAACCAGGCUCCAAAAACUACUCCAACAUCUUUCCUCCUUCAUCUACUCUGCACCUGUCUAAUAUCCCACCCUCUGUUGCUGAAGAUGACCUUAAGCUGCUCUUUGGUAGCAGUGGUGCUCUGGUCAAGAACUUUAAGUUCUUUCAGAAAGAUCGCAAGAUGGCUCUGAUUCAAAUGAGUUCAGUGGAGGAAGCAAUUGAGUCUCUCAUCCAGUUCCACAACCACGAUCUUGGAGAAAACCACCAUCUUAGGGUUUCCUUUUCCAAGUCCACCAUUUAAGAGAAAUGUGGUUUAGAAGGGGCUGGAGUGGCCAGUCAUUUUAAACCUUAAUGAGUCUUAAUCACAAAGCUCACUUCCGUCAUUCCAUUGUUUUAUUUAAGAGGCAUUUUAGUUGAUUUUUACAUAUUGUUUUACAUUUUAAAUCACUUGUAUUAUUGCUUUGGCCUGAGAAGUUUUCACUCCAUCUAUUAAUUUAAGCCUGUUUAAGGCUUGUAAAAAUAAUUUCUGUAGGAGCGGAGAAGAACCACUAAAGGCCUUGGAUUAUAUUUGUACCGUGUGUGCCUUAUUGUUUCAGAUCUUCAGAACCUCAGUCUAACAUCUGCAACCGAUAUGUGCAAAUCUGUAGUUUACUGUGUAUUUUGUGCCCUCAGGGCUGAACAUUCAUGCUCAUAUGAGACAUGGGUAAUUUCAUCAGACUGAUGGUACAGGCCUUAAACUCUCCGCCUCUGUGCUUUGUAUUUCCAAGUACGGUUGUACUCAGCAUAUCCUCAAGCUUAGCAUUUAUACUGUAUCUUGACACUUAGAAAGUUUACAGGCAUUUUUCCUGCUUCAUAAUUAUGCAAUCAUUUGUGUAAAAUCCAAUAGUGUUGUGUAGAUUUGUAUUGUUUUUAUACUGUGGGCCAUUGCAUGUUGGCUGUGGUCAAUGGACCAGAACUAUUUUCUGUUUGUCAUGUACUUUGUGUGAUGUGUAGCAUUGGGCUUUGUGUUAUUGUGAUAUAGUGGAUUAUUUAAGCUAUACUACUUUAAUGCCCUAUGUAUUCAUGUACGUGUGUGUACACUACAGCUUGAUACCAAAGCCUUUCCUCCAUGUACCUUCGUAAGGGACAUUCCAACAUUUUUUAGACUCAUGACAUGUACAAACUUGUCCUCAACCAAUGAACUGAUGUUGGCUUCUCUUUAGAGAACUGCGUCUGUGAUGGAAACUACUCAAGUGAAUUUGGAGAAGCACCACAUAUGACUGAUAAUCAGCAUACUUAUUAAAUUGUUUUUAGUAUAUGAGUCUUAACAGUUUGGGAACAAUGAUCUAUAAAUUGGGGAUGAGCAUUUAUUCUCCACAAUGGCCUUCAGUGAGAUCUGUAAUAUGGGUCUGAGCCUUUAUUUUUCUGAUAUUUGUAUUUGAAAUCUCACAAGUGCCUUUUGAAAAAUCAUGUAUUGGUUGAUUUUGCUGAUGAUAAGUUUGCAUUAACUUUUGAAAAGAUGUUUUAUGAUGGACUAAAUUUGGCAAACCUCAAACAUACAUAAAAUCAAAUUGAACUUGUUUAUGUUAUAUUCCAGACAAUAUUACUUGUUCUUAACUAUUUUAGCUGUGGGUUAGGUUCUAUGAAUGUAGUUUGUUUUCUUUUGUUAUGUGUUUUACUUUGGGACCAAUACAAAAAAAGAGGUAGCGCUUCAGAGAAAUCGAACUGCUUGUUGGAUGUAGAUAGCAAGUUGGUUCAUGUUGUGGAUACGUUGAUUCUUUAUAGUGCUAGAUAAAACCUGAUUAUGCAUUCUUGCACAUUGAAAACCCCCAAUUUCUGACAUCUGCCUUCGAUUAUAAAGUGCUUUUUCAUAUAGUUGACAUGAGGUGUAAAUACUAUUUUUGUAUCACAAUGUUAAAAGUUAUGGAGUUUUAUAUCCACGAAAGUGUAUAUUUUGAUACCGUUAUGGACCAUCAUCAUACAAAAAAAGAGAAAGAAAUAAUUUCAAUAUAAAACGGUUUAAAUCAGGAUUUACAUUUUUUUUAAAUUUUGUUUUGUUUUCUGUCCAUACCUAUCUUGUUCUUGUGACAUUCCUUGCUGUAUUUUCCUUUGCUCUCAAUAAACAUUUGUUUACUCAUCUCA